Exophiala bonariae is the source of this 843-nucleotide messenger RNA. RefSeq lists its product as uncharacterized. Lineage: Eukaryota; Fungi; Ascomycota; Eurotiomycetes; Chaetothyriales; Herpotrichiellaceae. Bases 1 to 843 code for a protein of 280 amino acids. The record is from RefSeq and is a predicted model, not a curated record. The transcript has a single exon.
AUGUACUUGACAGUUGCUGCCUUAUCCCUAAUUCAUAUCGUUGCGGGGGAUAUCUCAGUCCAAGCGUUCACUGACACUCAGUGCGCUGGAAGUAGUGUGGGCACCAAUGUGCAUUCGAAUCCCGCGGGCGUUCACGAUGGAAGCGGCUGCAUCGCAUCUUCUACAUUCAACUCGAUCAACACUAUUUCUGUCGACGCCGGCUUUCAGUGCAACAUAUAUUCUGACACUGCUUGCCAAAACUUCCUCACCACAGCGAAAACGGUGGGCUGUCUUCCCGUGAUUGGCCAAGGCAUCAUCUGCUUCAGUCAAGAAUCAUUCGACAAUCCUCUGGCUGGCAGCAAGGCUGUUAUCGGCAUUGGCAAGAAUAGCAUUAUCGCUAGGACUGAGGGCGACAUUCGCAACGUAGUGGACCGGGCGCUCACUAACGCCUGUGGCAAUACAGUCUGCGAUCCCAACACAAAUGAUGUCGUUACUUAUCAGUUUGGCUUCGAGUGUGAAAGUGGUCUUGCCGACCCCGCGGGUAGCAAUACGGGAAUCUUCUGUGAUAAAAAAGAGAAGUGCACGCAGACGGUGUCAACCUCUGGAGAUUAUGAUAAUACAGAACAAAGAGACUAUAUGAAGGAAUUGCUGAAAACGACGAUGAAGCAGGGUACUUCACAAGCUGCAGUACCACAAGACAGUGAUUUCUUCAAGUCAGGGGCAAGUGAAAUCCUCAACAACCAACUUUCAUUUGCUCAGGUUGUCAUAAAUGACCCUAAAGGUGCAAAUCUGGCACAGGUAUGCUAUUCAAAAUCUCUCACUGAUGCUUCAAAGACUUUUGAGACUGACAACGUUCUGUUAUAA